Hypoxylon trugodes is the source of this 1970-nucleotide messenger RNA. Its product is annotated as proline dehydrogenase. Gene Ontology annotation, molecular function: FAD binding; proline dehydrogenase activity. Gene Ontology annotation, cellular component: mitochondrion. NCBI's taxonomy places the organism in Eukaryota, Fungi, Ascomycota, Sordariomycetes, Xylariales, Hypoxylaceae. Bases 105 to 1640 code for a protein of 511 amino acids. The record is from RefSeq and is a predicted model, not a curated record. The transcript has a single exon.
UAUACCUCAUUUAUACCCUAUGGUAUAUAGCACUUUCCUCUCACCAUCAGAGCUUAAUCAUACCCAUACAUCGCUACGAUUCAAGUACCACAGAAACGCUGACAAUGGUGCAAAGUUCAGUGUUGGGCAGGUCGUCCCUUCUAUCAGUUUAUCGGAGUAGUUUAAGGCAUCCACCACCAAGAUGCGGCCUUUAUGUCAUAUGCCGCAAUGGCUCAAAUCAAAGUUUCAGAACUAUUUCGACAACGAAGAGGAAGAUACACGCAUCUUCGACAAGACCAUCAUCGCCCACAGAUUCAGCUAUUCUAGCCGCGACAGCCUCUGUAAAUCCUCUUCCCGCGGAGAUACCAGCCGAAUCACCUCCAAUGGCUAAAUCGGCACCGCUAUCAGUACUUCCUUUGUCUACAGUAUUACGUAAUCUAGCUACCACCAGCAUAUCAUCAUCACGAAUAUUACUCCCACCCUCCCUUGCCAUUAUGAGUGUACUCGCCCACUCAAAUCAUGCGAUACUAAACCCAGAUAAAAACCCAGUGCUACGAUGGUUCCUCAAGAAGACAUUCUACGCUCAAUUCUGUGCCGGCGAGAACGCGACUGAAGUUCGGCGUACUAUCGAUGGCCUUAAGAAAAUAGGCUUCACCGGCGUCAUCCUAGGUUAUGCUCGAGAAAUCGUCCUAACCGAGGCACAAACACAAAACCUCUCAGCAUGCGAUCAAGGCUCCAUAGCCGAGGAAUGCGUUCGCAACGAAAUCCGCCCUUGGGCAGCAGGCACACUAGAAACAGUAAGCCUGGCACGACCGGGCGACUUCGUAGCUCUCAAAUUCAGCGGCGCGGGACGACAGGCAUUGUACGCGCUUAAGAACCGCCUACCACCGCCGAAACACCUCCGCGCCGCCAUCGACGAGAUCUGCGAACUAGCCGCAGCGCGUGACGUCCCACUCCUCUUCGACGCGGAACAAACAGCUAUCCAAGCCGGAAUCGACGAUUGGACGCUCGAAUACCAACGCAAGUAUAACAAAACCCCCGGCCACGCGAUUAUCUACGGCACAUACCAAGCAUAUCUAAAAUCCACCCCGAGUACACUAAGCGCGCAUCUCGCCGCCGCAGCAAAAGAGGAUUUCACACUUGGUGUCAAGCUUGUGCGUGGCGCGUAUCUAGGCGCGGAUCCGCGACAUAUUAUCCACGAUACUAAAUCCGAGACCGACGCUGCGUAUAAUAGUCUCGCAUCUAGUUUAAUAUGCCGUCAAUGGGGCACCGCUCUUAAAACCUCAACGAAUACCAAAUUUCCACGCGUCAGUGUAGUCCUCGGAUCGCAUAACCUAGAAUCCGUCCGUCGCGCAAGAGCGAUCCGUGAUUCCGCUGCCGCGGACAAGGGGACUGAACUCGCGAUUGCGCAGUUGCAGGGUAUGGCUGAUGAAGUUAGUUGCGAGUUGGUGUAUGCGGCGAAGUUGAGGAGGGAGAAGAAGGGGGAGGUGCCGCGGGCGUAUAAGUAUAUUGUCUGGGGCACUACGGGGGAGUGUAUGAAGUAUUUACUUAGGAGGGCGUAUGAGAAUAGGGAUGCGGUGGCUAGGACGAAGAGUGGACGGGAUGCUAUGUGGGGGGAGGUUAGGAGGAGGUUUUGGGGUGUGCUUGGGUUGGGUGCUUAGGUUUCCGAGGGAGAAUUGUGAUUGUUGGGGGAGGACAUCUUGUUACUCAAUGACAUGAGCUAUGAGUCUAUGAUAUCUAUACGGUGGCUGCGAUUAUGUCUUAGGGAGAUUGGAGUAGAUCAUCUCACCAAGUCGGUGUAGGUCGAAUUAUUAAGCAGAGGAAAACUUGAUAGUCUGCGAAAGACGAAAAAUUGUUCUCCGUAGCGAGUAUUCAUUAAUAUUUAUUUACCCUCCGCAUUCAUAAUUCUUUUUCCUUGUAUCGGUCCCAUUCAUCCACUAGCAUAUUUCAGGCCAUAUUCACCGCGAAUAUAUGACGACUCAUAAACCCCG